AUGUAUAUAAUUAAAGAUGAUAAUUUAUUUUUAUCAGAAUCAUCUGAAAUUUUAGAAAUUAUAGAAAAUAAUCUUUUAGAAAAUAAGGUUUGGACUGAAGAAGAGUUUUCAAAAUUUAAAAAAUUAUAUUAUAAAGAAAAAGAUAUUAUUAAAAAACAAGAGAAUGAUAAUCAAGAUUUAGAAAAUAAAAUAAAUUUAUUACAAAAUAAUGAUUUUAAAAAAUCUUUUGAAAAAGUUUGUUGUAAAAAAAAUUGUUUACAAACUCAAGUUGAAUAUUCUAUAGCUUUAAAAAGAUAUUUAAAUUUUAAAAAUCUUACUAAAUCUUUACAAGAUAUCUUUGAAGGAAAAUCAAUUUGUAAAAAUGCUUUUAAAACAAUUUAUAGUCUUGAAGAUACAAGAUGGAAAAAUUUAAGAGAUUAUUUUGUAGAACAUAAUAUAAAUUUACAUAUUAAUUCAAAAACUGGAAAAGUUGGAAAUCGAACAAUAUCUUUUGAAACAGUAAUGAAAGUAAUUACCUUUAUAGGAAAUUUUGCUAAACAAAAUGGUUUACCAUCUCUAGGACAAAGUUUUCAUGAUAAUACUAUUGCUAUUAUAUAUUUACCAGCAGAUACUACUUAUUUAUCUUUAUAUACUCAAUAUUUAGAAGCAAUUAAUACUAAUGAUCAAUUUGAAAUUAGUUUAAUGACAUUUAUUAGAAUUUAG
Molecule: messenger RNA, 702 nt
Organism: Cetraspora pellucida
Lineage: Eukaryota; Fungi; Glomeromycota; Glomeromycetes; Diversisporales; Gigasporaceae
Source: the annotation of a GenBank genome assembly